Molecule: messenger RNA, 3911 nt
Organism: Clarias gariepinus (North African catfish)
Lineage: Eukaryota; Metazoa; Chordata; Actinopteri; Siluriformes; Clariidae
Gene: col28a1a
Product: collagen, type XXVIII, alpha 1a
Exons: 32
Molecular function (GO): serine-type endopeptidase inhibitor activity
Source: RefSeq, a predicted model, not a curated record
AUGCGGUGCGGUGUGGUGCUGUGUGUCCUGCUGCUGAUCUUGUCCAGGGGAGGUCAGGGUUGACGAAGAAGCAGACAGAAAGUAGACAAUCUAGUAGUUCAAAAUGAAGCAAAAGCUCUGGUUUGUCCAGUGGAGGUGGCCUUCCUGGUAGACAGCUCAGAGAACGCUAAGGGUCUUAAGUUUGAGAAGCAGCGUGAUUUUGUUCAGCGUUUCAGCACCAGGCUCUCUCCGCUACACGUUCCCGGCUGGCGUGUACGUCUGCGUCUGGCCGCCUUGCAGUACAGCAGCACCGUCUCGGUGGAACACAACUUCCGUAACUGGCAAGAUGUUGACGUCUUCCAAAGCCAGAUAUCAUCUAUGCCACACAUCGGUCACGGCACAUAUUUGGCCUACGCCAUCUCGAACGCCACGCAGCUCUUUACUCGGGAGACGGCGGACAGCAGCGUGCGUAUCGCCUUGUUGAUGACAGAUGGAGUGGAUCACCCUCGCAGCCCGAGUGCCACCGCUGCUGCUACAGAUGCCAAGAACAACAACAUACGAGUGUUCGUUAUUGGCCUGGCACAAGACAGGCAGGAUGAUACCAGGCUGAGGUCCAUCGCCAGCGGUCCAUCACAGCAACAUCUUUUCAGCCUUGAUGAUGCUCAGCUGGACGAGAGACUCUUCAGAGAGUUGGUUAGUGAACAAUGUCCGCAGCCCAAUUCCUGUCUGUGUGAUAAAGGAGAGAGGGGUCCUCCAGGAAAACCGGGUCUACCUGGGAUUCCAGGACAACCUGGCCUUCAGGGACUCAAAGGAUUCAGAGGGGAACCCGGCUUGAACGGACGACCAGGACUAGAAGGCCGUGAGGGAAGACCAGGAGUGAGAGGAGGAAAGGGUGAGAGAGGAGAGUGUGGUGCAACGGGACUAAAAGGAAACCAAGGUACAGAUGGACCACCAGGACCUCGUGGACCUCCAGGAGAGCAGGGUCCUGUUGGUGGUCCUGGAGAUCACGGUCCAGCUGGUUCUGCUGGGCCUAAAGGUGAGCGAGGACCUACAGGAGCAUCUGGUCCUCCAGGAGACCCAGGGAUUGGACAUCCUGGUCCAAAGGGAGACAAGGGGAACCAGGGCAGGCCAGGCCCUACUGGACCUGUUGCGAUAGGAGAUCCAGGACCUCCAGGAUCACCAGGCCCACCAGGACUGCGAGGCAACCCGGGUUCUCCAGGAGAGGGUUUACCAGGGCCUCAGGGGGACAGAGGUUUGGCGGGACGAAAAGGUGCAAUCGGCUCACCAGGGUUAGGAAUCAAGGGAGAAAAGGGGAAUACUGGAGCUGCAGGACCACCAGGCCUGACUGGACUUCCUGGAGCUGGGAUUCAGGGAGAAAAGGGUAACCAAGGACCAGUUGGACCACCGGGCCCUAGAGGAGCUCCUGGUGUGGGCACUGCAGGCCCAAAGGGGGAUCAGGGUUUCCCAGGUGAACACGGACGUCAAGGAGAAAGAGGCUUCGGAGAACCUGGACCAAAGGGGGAGCCAGGAUCUGAUGGUGCACCAGGGAUUCCUGGCAUCCCAGGAGAAGAUGGUGCUAUAGGACCUAAGGGUGAGAUGGGUUUUCCAGGUCUGCAAGGUCUUGGAGGUGCCCCAGGAAAGGGGAUUCCAGGAGAAAAGGGCGAUCAAGGUGAUCGAGGUAACCGUGGUCUUCCAGGACCUCUAGGACCUGCAGGACCAUCUGGAGCAAAGGGAGAACCUGGUAGUCCUGGGCAGUUGGGGAUGCCAGGGCCUGCGGGGUUUGGAUACUCUGGGCCGAAGGGUGAACCUGGGCCUGUGGGUCCUCAGGGCAUAGCCGGAGAUCCAGGAGUUGGUCUUGUAGGGCCAAAGGGCGACAGAGGACCACCUGGGCUGGUGGGACCACAAGGGUCACCUGGAGAAGGUUACCCUGGGCCUCAGGGACUGCCUGGUUUGCCUGGGGUAUCAGGAGACAUGGGACCAGAAGGACAAGGAUUACCAGGACCUAAAGGGGACAGAGGGACACCUGGGGUUCCUGGGUCAGCUGGGCCAUUUGGGGAAGGACUUCCAGGACCAAAGGGUGCGAUUGGUCAACCAGGCCCUCCUGGUCCUCCAGGUCCACCUGGCGAGGGCAUUCAGGGCCCAAAAGGAGAGCCAGGCUUCCAGGGACGACUAGGCCCCAGAGGACUCAUGGGAGAAGGUCUUCCAGGAGAGAAGGGGGACAGGGGUCUGCCUGGUGAGCGUGGAAGAAAAGGAGAUGGUGGAGAUUUCGGAGCACCAGGGCAAACGGGAGCAGCGGGAAAUCCUGGUGAGAAAGGAGAUCCUGGCCUCUCAAGAGAAGAAGUGAUCAAAAUAAUCAGGGGACUCUGUGGUUGUGGUCUAAGGUGCAGCGAGAGUCCCCUGGAGCUUGUCUUCAUAAUCGACAGCUCUGAGAGCGUCGGCCCCGAGAACUUUGACCUCAGUAAGGACUUUGUGAACGCUCUGAUAGACCGUGUGGCUGUGAGCCAUGAUGCCACGCGGGUUGGGAUUGUGUUGUACAGUCAUGUCGAGGUGGUGGUGGUCAGCCUCCAGCAGCUGAUCGACAGCACCAGCAUCAAAGCGGCUGUACGUAAGAUGACCUACCUGGGGGAGGGAACUUUUACAGGAAGUGCCAUCCGCAGUGCAACACGGUUGUUCCAGGCCUCACGGCUGGGUGUGAGGAAGGUGGCUGUGCUGCUGACGGAUGGACAAGCGGACAGACGAGACGCGGUGCGGCUGGAGGACGCCGCGGAAGAAGCACAUGCUGCUGGCAUAGAGAUGUUUGUAAUUGGUGUAGUGAAUCGUAGUCAUUCAGGUUACAGCCAGUUUCAGAGAGAGAUCAACUCCAUCGCUUCGGAGCCAGACGAGGAGCACGUCUACCUUAUACGGGAUUUCAUGGACUUGCCCAACUUGGAGAUGGAUAUACUAAGUCGGAUCUGUGAGCUGGAUGAAGGCUCGGUGCUCCCAACCGAUGACCAGCCUGAAGAUUCUAUGAGGUUUAUCACUCCCUCUCCAGAAACAGUUGAAAUUGAUGACAGGAAGACACCAAUGCCUGAAGAGCCAUGGACUGUCACUCCUGCUGGGAUUGCGACAAGAACCCUGCCUCCCACAAAUGUCCUGUUUGACCCUGAGAUCAGCUCUACUUCAAGGAUCCAACUUCCAUUCCAGUCUGGAGCAGCUCCAGACUGUACAGAGCGUCUCAACCCUGGGCCGUGCCGAAGCUACGACAUAAAGUGGUACUACGAUUCCUUGGCCAACGCCUGCGCACAGUUCUGGUACGGAGGUUGCCAAGGCAACAGCAACCGCUUCGAUACGCACCAGAGCUGCGUGGAUGCUUGUGUGAAGACGUGAUCCAGCUCAGAAUCUUCAUCGCUUUUAAAAGACUAACUGGAAAAAGCUUAGAAUGUGGUUCAACUGUCAGGGAAAGAUGUGUAAAUACAACCGAACAAAUUGUUCAUACAUUUAUUUUAGGUAAUGUGAAAAAUACAGUACAGUGUGUGUUUGUGUGUAUUAAAAGUGUUAAAUAUGUUUAUUCAUAUGGAAUCAAACACAACAAGGGGUUGUGCUGUUAUUGGAAAAUAACCAACAGUGUGGUAGUGUAUUGUGGCUCGACGCUAAGUGGAGUUUUAUUCCCUUUUAACUAUAACUUUACUUUUAUUUAUCAAAAGCAUCAUACAUUUUAUUCAUUUAUAGUGUGCGGGUUCUCUCACCAGACGUUUUUUUUUUUUUUUUUCUCUCAAAAUGUACAUCUGGUUGAAGAAAAUCAGACUCUCUAACAUCAAUAUGACAUUUAAUAAUUAAAUUAUUCAAUUUUAACAUUGCUACCUUACAGUGCUCUAACACAAAAGUGCAAAUCAUAACUCAUAAUUUCUUAUGUGUUUUAUUUAAGCGAUGCAGUCGUAGUCUCACCGGGUAAA